Messenger RNA from Candidula unifasciata, 570 nucleotides. Lineage: Eukaryota; Metazoa; Mollusca; Gastropoda; Stylommatophora; Geomitridae. The record is from the annotation of a GenBank genome assembly.
AUGGCGACCGACAAGUGGGAGGCGGCCGCUACCGUAUUGUCCAAAGCUUCUGCCACUGAUCUAGAAACUGUUUGUCAUCUUGUUGCUGACAGUUUGUGUGCUGAUAGUGUGCUCUCACCUGAUAAAGGUUUGUCGAUAUGGUCUUUGGAAGAUUGGUGGACUGUUCGCACGGUUCUCACAGAAGUCAUGAGAAUGGUGGUUGGAAGAGGAUGGUCCAAAGAAAAGGUUAUAAAAGAACUUGGGUCUCUGAAUGACUCCCUCAAGGAAAUCAUCUAUGAUAGUGUGCUAGUUCACCAGCAGCUGCUGCGACACAAGUUUAUUGAGGAUGCUACAGCUGUGUCGCAUGCUGUCUUGGCUGAUUUUGAUUGGAAGUUAAAGUUGGCUAUGGCUAGUGAUAAGUUGGCCUCUUUGCAAGAACCAUUACUGCAGGUUGACUUAGAUGUGAGGGAGGUCAGCGGGGAGCACAAGUCGGUGUUUCUAGAACUGGACCAGUCAGAAUUGACCAAACUGAUCACCUCAUUAGAGAUGUGUAGUAAGUCUGUCCAACAACUGACGACAAACGCUACAUGA